AUGGCUUCUCAAUUUCUUUCAUUUUCAAAGACGAAUUAUCAGUUUCUACCGGACAAUGAAAGCUAUUAUGAGUUCUAUAAAGAGCAGGAGGAACUGAAUGGUUAUUAUAAAACCCUGUGUCAUUUUACUCCCUUUUUCACCAUCCCAAUAUAUGCUGAAGCUUUUUAUUGCAUCGUUUACAAGUGUAAACAAUUCAGCCCAAAGUAUGUGCAAUUAUUAACAGUUCAUACAUUCUUGCAUUUAUUUGCUGAAGUAUACUGGACUGUGCUUCUUCUUCCUUGUGUAAAUCUUCCAACUAUUGGAGUUUCAGCCGAAGGUUUUUUGAGUGUUCUGAAAGUAUCUGCCAGCUGGCAAAUAUUUUUCAUGUGUGGACUUUUGCAAAUUGGUACUGCAACAAUGAUCCACUUGUUGAUAUAUCGGCUAAAAUUUGCUGUUCCUUCUCAUGCUGCAAAUAGUCAAUGCGUCAAAUUUAGUGCUGUUGCUGCAAACCUUUUCUACUAUUGCACGGCUAUUCUCUGUACAUGUGCUCUGGGAUUCAUGGAUGAAGAUCAGUUGGUGGCUAAAAACAGAAUUCUGAAGAAGUAUCUCGUACCUCAUCCGAAUCUUUGGGAUGUUCGGUUUGUGUCAACUGAUAAAGAAAAUCCAACAUUCUUGUACUAUUUGUACAUAACUGUUGGGGAAAUAACAAUUCUUAUAAUCAAUAUUAUAGCAGUUCCUACCAUUUCAUUUCAUUACCUCUCAGCAAAUCGAACAGAAAAGUCUGAUCGAUUGGCCAGAGCUCACAGGCAAACACUACAAGUUUUGGUUUUCCAGCUUGCAAUUCACUGCUUAUUUCAUUUACUCCCGUUGAUUUGCUUUACAAUUUCUGCAAUUUUUAGAAUAAAAAACGUUUUUGUGCUCUCAGUUGGAGCGUAUAUCUGGGCAUUGCACGGAGCAGCAUGUACGCUUGCUCUGAUUCUUGCCAAUAAGCCAUUCAGAAUCACAGUCAAAGAACAUCUGAAAUACGUUUUCUGCUGCUUAUGUUGUGAACCAGCAACCAAACAGCCAAGCAUCGGAUUACGACGAGAAUCCACACAAAUGUUAGACACAUGUACCCACAUGUACCCCUACUUAGGGCACCGGUUCCAAUGUUGCUGCAUCAAGGCAAUCGUGGUCGAGGGUCCUUCGGUGAGCUGUUUUUUUCUUCGUCGCAUUUUUUUAUUGCUCCUAAUGGCUUCUUCAUUCCUACCGGACAAUGAAAGCUAUUAUGAGUUCUAUAAAGAGCAGGAGGAACUGAAUGGUUAUUAUAAAACCCUGUGUCAUUUUACUCCCUUUUUCACCAUCCCAAUAUAUGCUGAAGCUUUUUAUUGCAUCGUUUACAAGUGUAAACAAUUCAACUCGAAAUAUGUACAGAUAUUGAAAGUUCAUACAUUCUUACAUUUCUUGGCCGAAAUAUACUGGACCGUGCUUCUUCUUCCUGUCAUUUGUCUUCGAAGUAUUGGAGUUUCAGCCGAAGGUUUUUUGAGUGUUUUGAAAGUAUCUGCAAGCUGGCAAAUAUUUGUCAUGUGUGGACUUUUACAAAUCAGCACCGCAACAAUGAUCCAUCUGUUGAUAUAUCGGCUGAAAUUCGCUGUUCCUCCUGAUGCUGCAAAUAGUCAAUGCGUCAAAUUUAGCGCUGAUUCUGCAAACUUUCUCUACUACUGCACCGCGAUUUUCUGUACAUGUGCUUUUGGAUUAAUGGAUGAAGACCAAUUGGUUGCUAAGAACAGAAUUCUUAAGCAGUUCCGACCAUUUGAUUUCAUUAUCUCUCAGCGAAUCGAACAGAAAAGUCUGAUCAAUUGGCCAGAGCUCACAGGCAAACACUACAAGUUUUGGUUUUCCAGGUAUCAAAAAAGAAAGUAA
This is a messenger RNA of Caenorhabditis briggsae, 1881 nucleotides long. It is a transcript of the gene Cbr-srh-27, whose product is annotated as Protein CBR-SRH-27. Lineage: Eukaryota; Metazoa; Nematoda; Chromadorea; Rhabditida; Rhabditidae. The coding region runs from base 1 to 1881 and encodes 626 amino acids. The record is from RefSeq and is a predicted model, not a curated record. The transcript has 9 exons.